UCUUCUGAUGCAGAAUGCCAUAUAAACAUAACAUAAGAAACGCACUUCCUUCAUGGAUGAGCCGACAGUGAGGCGGUCGACAUGAGGCGUCUGCUGCCAGUCCUGCUGCUGCUGCUGCUCACCACAGGUUCACUUGGGAAAGUGACGGUCUUCCUAUCAGAACACACAGUGGUUGGUGUCCAAUAUUCAGAUGCAUUACUCCCUUGCCGCUUCAAUGUCACUCCAGGUCCCAUUGACCCCCAACAGUUGACUGUCAUCUGGUCCCAUUAUGGCUUCCCUGUGGCAAGCUAUGAAAAGGGAAAGAACAUUGGGAGAGUGGAAACUGACCUGUUGAGUAACGAGGUUCCUCAUGGAAACGCGUCACUGCUCCUCUCCAAGAUAAUGAAGCGGGAUGAGGGGCACUACGAGUGUGAAGUGGAGUAUGCAGGAGAGAAGGACACCCUCAACAUCAUCCUCUCCAUCUUAGUUCCCCCUGAAGUCUUCUUGGCUCCAGAGUCAGCCCAUCUUCUCACUGAAAACUUGGUGACAUGCACUGCCAAGAGCUUCUACCCCGAAACCAUCACAUUUAUUUGGAGAAGAAGUGGGGUGAUUGUUGAGCCCCUAACCGUAACGGUGCCAACUCUCAAUCCUGAUGGCACAUUUGACUCCAAGAGCAUUUACAGGUUUGCUCCUGGGUCUCGGAAGGAGCUCACCUGUGAGGUGAAACAUGAGGCCCUACAGAAGCCACUGACCAGAUCUAUCAUCUACUCAGGGUUCACCAUUGCAGAGAUCACUGGGAUCGUGCUUGCUGUAUUCCUCUUACUUCUCCUUGUCCUCGGUGUGUACUGGUGGUUCUCAGUCUCCCUGUCACCCAUUGACCUUACCAAGAUGAUCCAAGAUGAACCUGCAUUGGUCAAAUACACCCUCAAAGGCUGGAGACUUGGACACAUCACUCUCAAGUGGUUUAUCAAUGACAAGGUCAUCCUGCUGGACACAAUGGACCAAGAAGAGACGUAUGGUGGUGCUGGGGUGUGUGUACCUCUUCAUAGUCCCACUGGUUAUAUCAUGAAGAGGCAUAUGUGUCAUGAAGGACUCCUUGUAUCAGAGAGCCUGGUCACCUUGCAGUUUAUGUUGAACCAAAAGGAGCACCAAGGUGCUGUGGUCAGGUGUCGGGCCAGACAUGGGCUCACCAGGAGGAGUGUGGAGUGUAUGGUCACUCUAAAGGAGGUUUAUGUUCGUCCGCGACUUUCAGAUAUCCAGAAUAUGUCUCAGGAAAAAAGUGAAAAUGUAGUGAAACUUCAAAUCAGGGCAGAGGGGUUCUACCCACGAGACAUCAGCUUCACAUGGUUACUGGGAGCGGACCCUGUGAGCUCAGAAUCACCAGACAAUAAAGAAAAUCCCAAUGGAACCUUCAGCACUGGGAGUGUCUGCUCUGUCCCUCUGCCUCAGGUUCAGAAUCCCAACUUCAAGGUCACUGUGGUGAUUGAGCACAUCUCCAUGGGAAAGGUGGAGAAAAUGGCCACCAGCAGUACCCCAGGUAUUGAUGGACGCCCCAUCCUCUCUGACAUUGAGAUGGUCAGUUUUUCAAAGGUGGGGGAGCCCUGCACGCUAAGCUGCACCAUCUCCAAGUUCUUCCCUAGCAGUCUCCAAGUGACCUGGCACAGGGUUAGAGUUGAGAGUGAACUUGAGCCUGUAACUGCAGGGUCAGCUGAGUGGCCAGCCACUGUGACCACCUCUAAACCAGUGAUGAGGACUAACAGCUUUGAGGUGACCUCUGAUGUCCAGUUCACUGCAGCAAGUCUUAAUGAAGUCGAGGAGAUGACAUACAUGUGUAAGGUAGAACAUAUGACUCUAAAGGAGCCUUUAACAAGGAGGUCUUGGAGACUGAAGUUAACAGCUGAAAAAACGCAUCCCAAAAUGUCGGACGUGCAACUCCACUUUACAGAGUGUGGUGAGCCUUGCAUCCUCAGCUGUGUCAUCUCAGACUUCUACCCCAAAGACAUCAAUGUGACCUGGCAGAGGAGACACAAGAAAAUCCAUGAGACACUUCCUGCAGAGUCAGAGUAUUGGAACCCUGCCGUGACCAACUAUGGGCCCAUCAUGAGGAAGAACAAGUUUGAGCUGUUGUCCAGGGCAGAAUUCACCCCUCAGUCCCUGAGUGGCCUGGAGGACAUGGAAUUCAUCUGCAGAGUGGAGCAUGAGACCUUGAAUGGGGAGGCCAUUGAGAAAUGUUGCACAGGGGUACCAGAAAUCACCCGAGUCCCUAAAGUGUCGGAUAUUGUGAUCCACUUCAAAGAGAUUGGGGACCUCUGUGUCUUAAGCUGUGUCAUCUCUGACUUCUUCCCCAAAGAAAUCAACAUUACCUGGGAGAGGAGGCCCAAGAAACAAAUACAGUACAAAAACUCCAAGACUGGAGAAUGGAAGCCUACUGAGAUCCAAAAGUUCCUCUACGUCAGGAAGAGCACCUUUGACCUGUUGGCACAGGCCCUGUUCACCCCACUGGUUGCAUCUCAUCUAAAGGACAUGGACUUCAUUUGCCGAGUGCAGCACCAGACCCUGGCAGAGCCAAUUGAAAGGCACACCGGUGAGAUUUCAGUGCCCUCGCAGAAAGAAUGACUGGUCCAAACCAAAUGAUGACAUGAAAGGGACAUUUAAAUUCACUCAAGAGGUCCAACAGGCUCCUGAGGGGAAAAAAAGAAAGAAAAUGUUAAAAAUGUAUGCCUGGUGUGUCUGAGGGCCGUGCAGGUACUGUGCUCCUCAAUGGACUGAGUUCAGGAGAUGGGUUCUGGAACUUUCUCAAUUCAUUUAGUGGUUGUAGAGGCCAAAGGCUUUCUAACCAGGACUGAGGAAAAGGCAGAAAACAGGACCUGACAGGACUCUAGCGCAUCACAGGGACCAGUCUCAGUCACUGACACACACAUACACUCACACACCAUAUUCAACUACUGUGACAUUUACAAGUGCCAAUUAGCAUAACCUAAAUAAAUCAAUCAAUCAUUGUAAUGAA
This is a messenger RNA of Erpetoichthys calabaricus (reedfish), 2986 nucleotides long. RefSeq lists its product as uncharacterized. The coding region runs from base 82 to 2595 and encodes 837 amino acids. The record is from RefSeq and is a predicted model, not a curated record. Lineage: Eukaryota; Metazoa; Chordata; Cladistia; Polypteriformes; Polypteridae. The transcript is spliced from 9 exons.